Molecule: messenger RNA, 1102 nt
Organism: Carica papaya (papaya)
Lineage: Eukaryota; Viridiplantae; Streptophyta; Magnoliopsida; Brassicales; Caricaceae
Product: pseudouridine synthase and archaeosine transglycosylase (PUA) domain-containing protein
Biological process (GO): formation of translation preinitiation complex
Molecular function (GO): RNA binding
Source: RefSeq, a predicted model, not a curated record
UUUUCUGUUCCUCUCUUGCUCGACCCGAACCCGUUUGCUCUUCCCCAAACAACGAAGAGGUUUUAGUUUGAUUUCAUAUUCAGAAAAACCCUCGAUAUUUCCCCUCCAUUACAAGAUCCUUCCUUCUCCCAGCUCUCUCUCUCUCCGUCACCGACAUGUUCAAAAAGUUUUCAUCUGAGGAUGUGUCAGCACAAAACCAAGUCAAGGCAUCUGUUCAACGCAAGAUUCGGCAAAGCAUUGCAGAAGAGUAUCCAGGACUUGAACCGGUGUUGGAUGAUUUGCUACCAAAGAAGGUUCCACUAAUUGUUACUAAAUGUCAAAACCAUCUUAAUCUGGUGGUGGUGAACAAUGUUCCUCUAUUUUUCAACAUCCGUGAUGGGCCUUAUAUGCCUACCCUACGACUUCUUCAUCAAUAUCCAAAUAUUAUGAAAAAGUUGCAAGUAGACAGAGGGGCAAUAAAAUUUGUUCUUUCGGGUGCAAAUAUAAUGUGCCCUGGUCUUACAUCACCUGGUGGUGCUUUGGAUGAUGAAGUGGGGGCCGAAACUCCUGUGGCCAUAAUGGCUGAAGGAAAGCAACAUGCGCUUGCUAUUGGCUUUACAAAAAUGUCAGCCAAAGACAUAAAGUCAAUUAACAAGGGAAUCGGAGUGGACAACAUGCAUUACCUCAAUGAUGGUCUCUGGAAGAUGGAGCAUCUAGAUUGAAGGGUCCACGAUUAGUAGCUAUCACCAUCACCGGUGUACAUCACGAGAGAACAUACGCUGCUUGCUUCGAUUUUGCUCUGAACUUUUCCUUUUCCAAGCAUAUUUUAUCCACGCCGCGGAGCUGUAUGAAAAUAUCCCCUCAUGUUUUACUUUGUCUCUGUCACUGUUAACAAUGGAGGACCAAAUUUGCUCGAAAUAUUUAUCGAAUUGCCAUGAAUAUCAUAUGUAACUUGGUGGAUUUUAUUUUAACCAAUCUCUGCAAAAAUUAUACCAGAGAGAAUGUUGAGGUAUUGUCUUAUGUAUAAACUUGUUUCUGGGUGUUCUUUCUGUAUCGGAUUAUGCUUUUUUGAAUUUCUAAACACUAUUGUUUGAUUAGAACUGGAAAGCAAGCCAUAUUGGAA